UACUAGUUAAUACAUGAUUCCUUUUAUCAUUUAUGAGGGAAAGAAGUGAAAUCAGGAAUUCAAGAAUAUCCUCAGAGUAAUAAAUAUUAUUUUGCUCUAUGCCCCCAACCCAACGAACAUUUUUAUGGUUUUUGUUUGUAUUUUGAUUUGAUAUCAACUGUACAAGAGAUCCAUAUUAAAAUAAAAUAUUGCUUUAUUCAUAAAAAAGACUGCUACAGAUCGAAGGGAAUUUCCCUCUAUUUUCUAAUGAAUUUCAAUCAGAAUACUAGCAUAGAUUUAUCAGUAGGAAGAGAAGAAAUUAAAUUAAGAAUGUCAUCUGAAACUGCAGGUAGUACUGACAACGAAACAUCUGAACCGUUCGUGGUAACAAGAAGAAAAGGCGGCUGGGCAGAUGAAGGAACCAAAUCCGCUAAAACGUCCAGAUCUACCACUUUCUUUGAACAGAAGAGGUUCCAAGAUGAGAAACAAGACUCUGAUGAUGAUAUCCCUGUAAUUCCAGAUAUUGAUGAUUUACCAUAUGAUUCUCCAAAUUUACAAGAUGUUAAUAUACCUAAUGUUUCAGUCAAAAAAGCAACAUAUAAAGAAAUAGAUAAAGACAAUAAACUAGAAAACCUUAAAAUUGGUGAUGCAAAUUUUGGCAAUAUUGGAGAUAUCGAUUUGACCCUCUUAACAAAUAAACUGUAUCCUGAAUUUGAGGUGAAAAAUAUUGAUGAAGAAUGGACCCUGAAUAGCCUUGCAUUAGAUUUGGCCAGAAACCUAGAAAAGCUUUAAGUGUAUAUGAUAUACAUUUUUGCUGUGAAAAUAAAAUAGUAUUUAUCUUAUUUAAUAUUAGUUCAUAGAUUGAUUCUAUAAACAAACAAUACAAUCAAUUUUACAUUGAUCGGAAAGAACAUAUAUUUAUUGUCAUAUACAUAUUAAGAUAUGUAAUAAUCUUUUUAAAUUGACUGGUCACAUGAAAAUUGACAGUAGUAAGUAGAUCAACAAUAAAUUACACACUUAAAAAAUAAAUGUAUUACAAUUA
Messenger RNA from Harmonia axyridis, 1021 nucleotides. It is a transcript of the gene IFT43, whose product is annotated as intraflagellar transport protein 43 homolog. Lineage: Eukaryota; Metazoa; Arthropoda; Insecta; Coleoptera; Coccinellidae. The record is from RefSeq and is a predicted model, not a curated record. Gene Ontology annotation, biological process: intraciliary retrograde transport. The coding region runs from base 247 to 771 and encodes 174 amino acids. The transcript has 5 exons. Gene Ontology annotation, cellular component: cilium; intraciliary transport particle A.